Messenger RNA from Anopheles cruzii, 1209 nucleotides. Its product is annotated as lachesin-like. The record is from RefSeq and is a predicted model, not a curated record. The transcript has 7 exons. The coding region runs from base 16 to 1209 and encodes 397 amino acids. Gene Ontology annotation, cellular component: neuron projection. Lineage: Eukaryota; Metazoa; Arthropoda; Insecta; Diptera; Culicidae.
GACCGUGGCCGCUACAUGUGCCAGGUCAACACGAACCCGAUGAUGCGACAGGAAGCCUAUCUCAAUGUUUUAGUGCCACCAGAUUUCAUUGCGGAAAAUACCUCGUCGGACGUGAUUGUACCGGAGGACAGCACGGUCCAACUCACCUGCAAAGCAAAGGGGGACCCAGAUCCGACUAUCACAUGGCGACGUGAAGAUAACAACGACAUCAUUCUGAAGGACUCCGGCGGCAUGAAAUACUCAGCGCGAUCGUAUGUGGGAGACGUGUUGACGUUGACGAAAGUCUCACGCCAUGACAUGGGCGUGUAUCUAUGCAUCGCUACCAACGGCGUUCCGCCCUCGAUUUCGAAGAGGAUUUUACUGGGCACAAUUUUCCCGCCGGCGAUAAAGGUGCCAAACCAGUUGAUCGGAGCUCCUCGCGGAUCGAAUGUCAGCAUGGAGUGUCUGGUCGAGGCGUACCCUCGCUCGAUCAAUGUCUGGGUAAAAGAUACAGGUAACAUGCUCGUAGCAUCACCGAAGUAUGCCGUGCAGGAGGCCGUACAGUCGAUGUACGUAACGAAAAUGGUGCUGACGGUGCGCGACUUUCAGAAGGACGAUGUCGGAACAUAUGUAUGUCUUGCGAAGAGCUCGCGCGGUGAAUCUGACGAGAUCAUUCGGCUGUACGAAAUACCUGGACCAAAGCGGAAGCUGUCCACACCCAGAUACGAUCAGAACGAGAUCACGGUCGGCAGAGACGGCGGCGGACCUCAUCCUGUCGACAAAGGCGGCAGGGUCAUCGACGAUAAUGACGAGCAGCAGCAGCACCACCAGCAUAAAGGCGAUUCAGCCGAGGAUGGGUUUGAUGCGGGCAAAGAAGCGAUCGACGAUAUCACCGAUCGAAACCAUCAUCAUCUGUCUUCUUCGACGUCCGUCGACCACCCUAAAAGCGUGAACAGCCUUCUGGUGGCAGGCGGUGGUGGUGGUGGCGGAGCGGCGGGCAAAUCUCAUCUGCCCACGACCAAGACCGUUACACGCAAACCCACGACGGUGCGCAAUGCGCCGGAUGGGUUGGGCGACGAAAAUGCCGCCAACCCUUCGGGGCAUGACACCGCCAUGUCAUCGGCGUCCUCCAUCUUCAUGGAGUACCUAUACCAGAGACAAUCAGCAUCAUCGUUGCCGCUCUUCACGCUACUGAACGGCGCCAUUCUGCUAGUAAUGUUGCUGCAGUGA